AUGAGAGUGUCUCAGGCCAGCUGGUAUGAGCCGGAAUCUAAUGAAAACGCCGAUAGAAGCGACGCUGGUUCGCCGAUAAACGCAUUUUUCAAUUGGCUUCGAUCUCAAAAAAAUCUUCCCCUUCCAUCUUCAACCGAUUUACCUGUUGAAGAUGAAGCUCACAAUAUAGAUAAAGUAUGUGAAGAAGCUUGCUCUGUUUCUAUUAAAAGUUCUGAUAUUGCUUUAGCUAUUAGUGAUGUCACCAAAGAAAUGCAAGUGAUGUAUGAUGAUAUUGAAAGUGGCUUUUUAGCGGUGGAAAGGGAUUAUACAAGUGAAGAAUUAUGUUUUGUAAAAGAAAAACUAGUUUCCCUUGAAUCAGUAAUUAAUGAUCUGAAAGUUUCUAAAGAUGUAACUAUUACACAAAAUGGUUCUUAUAUAUUUGAACUCCUGCAGAAAGCAGGAAUCGAUGUUAAUACAUCACAAGAGUUAAUCAGAGUUUGUUCCCAGAUCUAUGAGUUUGUUUCCAAUAUUUCAGAUUCGAAUAAUCGUAGAGGUGGUGCUCUUAAAAAAUUAGCAGAUGAUUUAACAGUUAUAAAUUCAACUGUUGAAGUGAGUAAUUUUCAUAUGCCUGAAAAAGACUUUAGAGUAUUUAUCGAGGUGGAAGUAGUAAGAAAUUCAUUUGGUGGAGGCUUCAAUACAAAAGAUAGCAAAGGAGGUAAGGUUGUUAAUUACUGGUGCUUUAAUCCAGGAUUUAGCUUGAACAAUGUAAUGAUAAACACAAUUCACAGUCUGAUUUUGACAAGUGGUACUCUGGCCCCUAUUGCUAGUUUUGUCAAAGAAAUGUCUUUAACUUCUCCAGUCAUUGCAGAGUGUACACAUAUUGUCAGUAAAGACCAAGUAUUUGUUUGCCAAGUUGAAGUAGGUCCACGCAAUAUACAACUUAAAUGUAACUAUGCCAAUAGACAAAAUAUUGGGUAUUGGCAGGAAUUGGGCUUAACGUUACAGAAUUUUUUUCGAAUCAUACCAGAUGGUGUUCUACUAUUUUUUCCCAGUUAUACAACACUGAAUAUUGCAGUGGAAAUGUGGAGAGAAAGUGGUUUAUGGGAAAAAUUGGGACAUUUGAAGCCAAUAUUUAUAGAACCAAAACUCAAAUCUGAAUUACAACAGGUCAGCCAGGAAUAUUAUAAGGCCAUUGAAACUGGAAAUGGAAAAGGAGCUGUAUUCAUAGGUGUUUGUCGAGGAAAAAUAUCAGAAGGUCUCGAUUUUAGUGAUCAAUAUGGACGUGCUGUGAUAAUUGCUGGUCUUCCUUAUCCACCACUUCAUGAUCCUAAAGUAAAAUUAAAAAAGCAGUAUAUCGAUCAAAAUAGAAAAAACAACACAGAUUUAACUGGUGAUGUCUGGUAUGUUCUUGAAGCUACCAGAGCAGUCAAUCAAGCAAUAGGUAGAGUUAUUAGACAUUCAGAAGAUUACGGAGCUAUAAUAUUAUGUGAUGCACAAUUUAACAAUCAGAAUAUUAUCCAAAAUUUAUCAAAAUGGGUUCAACAAAGAAUUAUAAAGCCCCGAUCAUUUGGAGAAUCAAUUGGAGUCUUGAGAGGUUUCUUUAGGAAAAAUCAAAGUUCAGCUGCAUCGAAAUUUAACAUUGCUCAAAAUAAGAUGGUUUGCACUCCUUCUUUUGACCAUUCUUCAUCAAGUGGAUUGAGGAGAUCUGAAAUUAAUCAUUCAGAAAUUCUAUCACCUUGCACAUCUACAAUUGGUGGUACUAACUUCAAAUCCAUAGGUAACAAUAGUGAGAGCUGUGUUUUACUUUCUAAAAUUAAAACAAAAACUUCACUAGAAAGCCGGUUGAGGAUAGUAUCUAAUCUCCUUGAUCAUUAUGAAAAUAUAUCUCCUCAGUUAAAUGCAACUAAGCAACCAAAAUCUUGUCUAGAAAUUUUAGCUAAAGAUGAAUUAUACCCAAACAUUAUGGAGUCAAGUAUUUCUAUCCAGUUUCUUCAUGAUAUGCUUAAGAAUGAAAAUUUACUGAAUGUAUUAGAUUGGGUAAUAGGGAUUUUCGAGAAACAAUGUUUGUCUUACACAGAAAAAUUUAAAUUAGAAUCCACUCCAUCUUAUAUCUUUGAUGUACCAGAACCUUCAGCUGAUUUCCUUCCCAAGACAUUUCAAAACCUUGAAUUAGAUAAGACUAAAACUAAGGAGGUUGAAUCUCUAAUCAAAAGAUUACAUUUGCUAAGCAUGAAGAUGGAAGGAGCAGUAGGAAAGUCUUUGUCAUGUAAUAAGCCAUCCUCAAGUAAGCAACUGUUUGAGGACAUUGAUUUAGCAGAAGAAAAUUUAAAUGCACCAGCUAAGCGACGUAAAAUUAAACUGAAAUUCAUUAAAAUUGAUGACAUUCACCUUCCUGGUUCUGACCAUCUUUCGAGAGAAAAAGAAAAAAGGUUAAACGAUACGAAAAAUUUUCUUAUAGAAUUAAAAUCGACUCUAGAACCUAGUAGUUAUUCACGACUUAUGGGAUUGAUUAAAAAUUUCAGCUCAGAAGAAGAUUUCAAAGAAACUGUUAAUUACUUAAGAAUUCUUUUCCCUGAAACAGAUGAUGAAUUUAAGAGCAUAUUUAAACAGUGCUACUUACUUUUUACUGGAAGGUGGGAAAAAGAAUUUAAGAAAUAUUGUUCAGAAAACAAUAUAUUAACAUAA
Molecule: messenger RNA, 2664 nt
Organism: Nezara viridula (southern green stink bug)
Lineage: Eukaryota; Metazoa; Arthropoda; Insecta; Hemiptera; Pentatomidae
Source: the annotation of a GenBank genome assembly